UUGUCUAUAAAUCUGCCAACUCUGCUCCACUGGUUACCUCCCCGGCCCCUUUUUUCCUUACAUAUUCUGCCUUGGAGAUCGGAAAGACCUCCAAAAAGAAAUAUUAAACUAAGAGGUUCUUUGUAUGCUGAGUGGCACUACAUGUGCUUUGGAAUCCCAUAGUUUUCCUUCAUAUACUAUUAACCCCACCGUCCAUCCCUUAUUCCAUCUCACUCUCUUCUAUAUAAAACCUACUCUACUACUGCUUAACCAAGUACCUGACUUAGUUAUUUAAGUUAAUUUAUAGAGGAAAUGGGUGAGGAAACUAAGCAGGAACAACCGCCGGUAGAGGCUCAACCAGAGGAGAAAAAGGAUGAGAAGGCAGAAGAGAAGGCAACAGAAGAAAAGAAAGGGGAACCACCGGCACCCACCCCUCCGCCUCCUCCUUUUAUCUUGUUAGUGGACUUGCAUUGUGUGGGAUGUGCAAAGAAGAUUGAGAAAUCCAUCAUGAAGAUUAGAGGUGUGGAAGGAGUGGAGAUCGACAUGGCUCAAAACCAAGUGACAAUAAAGGGAAUAAUUGAGCCUCAAACAAUAUGUGCUAAGAUCAUGAAGAAAACCAAGAGAAGAGCUAAAGUACUGUCUCCUUUGCCACCAGCUGAGGGUGAACCUAUACCAGAAGUUGUCACUUCACAGGUUAGUGGAUUAGCAACCGUGGAGCUUAAUGUAGACAUGCAUUGCCAAGCCUGUGCUGACCAGCUCAAGAAAAAGAUACUAAAAAUGAGAGGCGUACAGACUGCCGUAACAGAGCAUAGCACAGGAAAAGUUACAGUGACGGGCACCAUGGAUGCAAACAAGCUAGUGGAUUAUGUAUAUAGACGCACGAAAAAACAGGCAAGGAUCGUGCCUCAACCAGAGCCUGAGCCUCAACCUGAGCCAGAGAAACAAGAAGAAAAGAAAGAGGGCGAAGAGAAGCCGACCGAAGAAGCCAAACCUGAAGAAAACGCAGAGAAAAAAGAAGAAAAGUCCUCUGAAGAAGGUGAAAACAAAGAAGAAGGGAAGAAAGAAGGAUCUGCAGAAGCAGAGGAAAAUAGUGGCAAUCAUGGUAACGAGGAGGAAACCAUGAAGAGAAUGAUUUACUAUUACCAGCCCCUUUACGUUAUCGAGCAAAUGCCGCCUGCUCCUCAGCUUUUUAGCGAUGAAAAUCCCAACGCUUGUUGCAUUUCGUGAUGAUUUAUCAUUACGACAAACUUCUUUUUCUACCUGUAGAUUAUUUCAAUUUUACUAUAAGGUUGAGAAGUAUACAGAUAACUAGUAUAUAUAAUUAAUGUUCAGUCCUUACCACUGGAGAUGAGAGUUUUAGAGAAAUCUGGUGGACGGUUCUCACAUGAUCAAUCAGGGAAUGUGGGAAAGUGGGAUCAUUUGUACGACUGGGUUGAUUAAUUACUUGACCAUUCUGUACGAAAGGCAUACUCAUAAUAGUUUAUUCCAUUA
Gossypium raimondii (Peruvian cotton) is the source of this 1470-nucleotide messenger RNA. RefSeq names its product heavy metal-associated isoprenylated plant protein 9. The transcript has 5 exons. Gene Ontology annotation, molecular function: metal ion binding. Lineage: Eukaryota; Viridiplantae; Streptophyta; Magnoliopsida; Malvales; Malvaceae. The record is from RefSeq and is a predicted model, not a curated record. The coding region runs from base 292 to 1206 and encodes 304 amino acids.